Molecule: messenger RNA, 684 nt
Organism: Osmerus eperlanus (European smelt)
Lineage: Eukaryota; Metazoa; Chordata; Actinopteri; Osmeriformes; Osmeridae
Gene: cep19
Product: centrosomal protein 19
Exons: 2
Coding region: 53-529 (158 amino acids)
Biological process (GO): trans-Golgi to periciliary membrane compartment transport; microtubule anchoring at centrosome
Cellular component (GO): spindle pole; centriole; centrosome
Source: RefSeq, a predicted model, not a curated record
UUGAGUUGCUCAAUAACAACACGUAAAUAAUCCUAUAUUUGUUUUAUCUGAGAUGUCUUUUGUAGCCAGGCGAUGCGGAGUGCAAUUCAACCCCCCGUCUAUGGUUUUGAUAUAUGAAAUUGAGCACACAAACAAGAUUCGCAAAAGAAUGAUACCUUUAAAGAAUUUCUCAGAAAAAUCAGACUGCUACAAGGCUGCUGAGAGACUAAAGAACCACACCAGACACAAGGCAUACUUUGAGCACGUCUCAUUAGAGCAACUGGAGAGGCUUCACAUAAUUCUGCGAGAUCAAAUUCAAGGCUGCAGCUUAGAACAAAGCCUUGAUUCACUUUGCCUAAUCCCUGAAGAAGACCUCAACAAGCUGAGCGACAAGGACCUGAACCGCAAGAAGGCUGAAAUGGACAAAAUAUUUGAGCGAAACCGUAGGCAUAGAGAUGACCUUAACUUUGUUUAUGACCUGGAAGUGGAAUUCACUGAGACUGCUCAAGAAGUAUGCAGCUGGGAUGAAGAGUCUAAUGAAGGGUUUUGAAGGGCAAUGUUUAAAAUAUAAAUUCACAUAUAUUAUCAAAAUAUGUUGAUGAUACAUUAAUUAUACUAUAGGAGUACUGAUGCAAACUGUUUAUUGACAUGGAAUUCUGUAAACACUAAGCUCCAUUACUCCAUAUUAAAAUAACUGAUAUUGAA